CGCGUUACCCCUCUCCGGAACCUGCCACGUUCCCUCCCCUUCUUCCCCUCCUCCCCCUCUCUUUCUCGCUCCCUCACCAUGUAUGUCCUCCUGAUCGGCGACCUGCACAUCCCUCACCGCAGCCUCGACCUGCCGGCUCGCUUUAAGAGCCUCCUGCUCCCCGGCAAGAUCGACAUGGUCCUGUGCACCGGCAACCUGAACACUCGCGAGAGUCUGGAGUACCUGCGUACCAUCGCCAACGAUGUGCACGUUGUGCGCGGUGAUUUCGAUGAUCCUACUCUCUCCCUGCCCGAGAGCAAGGUCAUCCGUGUGGGUAAGUACAAGUUUGGCCUCUGCCACGGCCACCAGGUUAUCCCCUGGGGCGAUGCCAACGCUCUGGCGGCCCUGCAGCGCGAGCUCGACGUCGAUGUUUUGGUGACCGGUCACACGCACGCCCUCUCCGUCGAGAAGACCGUCGACGGGAAGCUCCUGCUGAACCCCGGCACCGCCACCGGCGCUUUCUCCCCCUGCACCCUGAACAACCUGACCCCCUCGUUCAUUCUUCUGAAUGUCGAGGAUGAGUCGAUCGCCCUCUUCUCCUACACCCUGGGCGACGAUGGUGUCCCCGUCAUUGAUCGCCAGAGCUUCCCCUAAAGGGAAUCGACGGUCUUCUUCUCUGUCUUCCCCCCCUCUCUUUCCCUCCGUUCUUAUCCCCUGUAGGCUGUGCCUCCGGGUCCGCCACCCUGUGCAUGUCGCGCGGUGUUCGCUAGUCCUGUGCAUGUACAUGGCGUCCCCCCCCCCCCCUGCCCUUCUGCUAUCCUCUUUCGCAGCAUAGUCUUCACCCCUCUUCCCUGCAAAAAAUACAAAUCCCCUCUACACACACACA
This is a messenger RNA of Fonticula alba, 865 nucleotides long. RefSeq lists its product as hypothetical. Gene Ontology annotation, cellular component: retromer complex; endosome. The coding region runs from base 79 to 633 and encodes 184 amino acids. Lineage: Eukaryota; Rotosphaerida; Fonticulaceae. The record is from RefSeq and is a predicted model, not a curated record. Gene Ontology annotation, biological process: retrograde transport, endosome to Golgi; intracellular protein transport. The transcript is spliced from 5 exons.